Messenger RNA from Talaromyces proteolyticus, 351 nucleotides. RefSeq lists its product as uncharacterized. The transcript is spliced from 2 exons. Bases 1 to 351 code for a protein of 116 amino acids. Lineage: Eukaryota; Fungi; Ascomycota; Eurotiomycetes; Eurotiales; Trichocomaceae. The record is from RefSeq and is a predicted model, not a curated record.
AUGUCUGAAGAAGAUAACACCGACAUUUUCGAAAUUUUUGGUCAUUCUUUUACAUACAAAACAAAGCAUAAGUCUCUAACGGAUCCAAGGCGAUUGUCUGCUCGAGCUGAUCACCCAUUUCCCAUUCGCGGUGAAGGCCUAUCGUACUUUGAAAUUGAGGCGACCAACGAUGAGUCACAGGACCCCUCAACUACAUAUGCCAUGAUUGGCCUCGUCGGAGAGUUUGUCGAACUGAUAAAUUCUUGCCCCGGUGGCAUUAUGCCUACCCAUCUGUGGGAUAUAACGGAGAUGACGGGUGUAUAUUUGCCGGAGAAGGCUAUGUUCAAAAACGAUGAAACCGGAAACCACUAG